Molecule: messenger RNA, 534 nt
Organism: Laccaria bicolor S238N-H82
Lineage: Eukaryota; Fungi; Basidiomycota; Agaricomycetes; Agaricales; Hydnangiaceae
Exons: 3
Coding region: 1-534 (177 amino acids)
Source: RefSeq, a predicted model, not a curated record
AUGUGUGCCUCCCUUGCCCACCUUAACUUUCUCACUUUGACGCUCCCCGCGUUCGCUUAUGGUGCAAAACUCCAAGCUGACUGUAGAGCACAGACAUCAAAAACCGGGAUUGUUUCGCCAUUCCCAGACUCAGUCUUUCGACAUUCUCCUCGUUCGGGUUUCAUGCCUUUCUUGCAGACGUCCCUCCAUCAGGAGAUUGAUGGAGCUCAAAAGUUCCGAGGACUGUACCGCUACAUUGCGGGAAAUGUUCAUCGAAAGCAAGAAAAUUAUUCGUUCGCUCCGUUUGUUACCGGGUUCAAGGGCGCUGAUGUUUUGAGUGCGAAGGUAGGAUACGAUCAUCUUAUCCCUCACAAAUACAGGAGAAAGUCAGACUUACACGCACCCGAUACGCCCACUUACGCCAUCCUCAACCUUGGUGGUGCCUCUAAGCAAAUCGUGUUCGAGCCUGUGUUCACGUCCUCAGAUACUAUGCAGAUCGAGGGAGAGCACAACUACGAUCUGCAGUUCGGUGGCCGCAGCUAUGUGUUGUAUUAG